Lecanosticta acicola is the source of this 2238-nucleotide messenger RNA. Lineage: Eukaryota; Fungi; Ascomycota; Dothideomycetes; Mycosphaerellales; Mycosphaerellaceae. The record is from the annotation of a GenBank genome assembly.
AUGGGUCCUGCAAGGAAGAAGCAGAGACUGUCGAACGGCAAUGCUGCGACCGUCAGCGACCAAGAUACUUUACCAGCGAAUACCGCCAGCGUCGACACCGCCGAGAAUACGGCAGAAGCACAGGAGAAGGCGGUUCAGCAGAGACGGUCGUUGUUCGUUCGUUCGCUGCCCGCCAGCACCACUUCCGACUCUCUGACCGAUCUGUUCUCCGACUCGUAUCCCGUGAAGCAUGCUGUCGCCGUCGUCGAUCCCUCGACCAAGGAGUGCCGUGGAUAUGGCUUUGUAACCUUUGCCGACGCCGAAGAUGCCGCUCGCGCUAGAAGGCAGUUCAAUGGUCAUGCCCUCGACGGUCGGAAGCUGCGCAUAGAGGUUGCAGAACCUCGUCACAGGAAUGAUGAUGGUGAAGCGGCUGGGCAUGCCAGAAAGGUGCAGGAAGAGCCGCAUCAGCCACCUAAGCUUAUUGUGCGGAACCUCCCAUGGUCGAUCAAGAGGCCUGAGCAGCUUUCAAAGCUAUUUAUGAGCUAUGGCAAAGUGAAACAGGCGUACAUUCCCAAAAAGGGUCCUGGUCUGAUGGCUGGAUUCGGCUUUGUCAUUAUGCGAGGCAAGAAGAAUGCGGAGAAGGCUAUUGAAGGCGUAAAUGGCAAAGAGAUUGAUGGGAGAACUGUCGCUGUCGAUUGGUCUGUCCAGAAAACGGUUUACGAGGAUAUGGCGAGAGAUCAGCAGACAGUGGAGGACAAGAAGAGCGGCGAGGAUGGGGUUCUAACGGAUGACGAUAAAGAAGAGGACGGCCCGGACAGCGAUGGGGAGAGCGGUAGCGAAGAUUCGGAGAGGGAUUCUGAGAAUCAAGAUGAAGACGGAGUAAAUCUUGAUAUGCAAGACGAGGACGAGGCGCAGGAAGAACAUCACCGCCCUGACGACCGUUCUUUCACACUCUUCGUUCGAAACCUCCCUUUCACUUGCACCGACGAAGACUUGGAAGAUCACUUCACACAAUUUGGUAGCACGCGCUACGCUCGGGUGGUCGUAGACCACGAGACCGGACGCUCAAAAGGAACGGGAUUUGUCUGCUUCUACAACCAGGAAGACGCAGAUGCGUGCCUACGUGGAGCCCCAGUGCGGUUGACAAAUGCCUCGCAAGAAAAGAGUAGCAAGGAUGUCAAACCUGUGCAACCGACUCAUUCGAUUCUACAAAACGAAUACGCAGAUCCUACGGGACAGUAUACAAUGGACGGCCGUGUACUGCAGAUAUCGCGUGCAGUGGACAAGUCCGAGGCGAGUCGACUGACGGAUGAGGGUGCAGCUCACCGCACGCGACGUGACAAUGACAAGAGACGGCUGUAUUUGUUAUCCGAGGGUACAAUCUCCUCCAAAUCGAAGCUGUGGGAACAACUGUCGCCCUCCGAAAAAGCGAUGCGUGAGGCCAGCGCGAAGCAGCGGAAGACUUUGAUCGAGAGCAAUCCAUCGCUGCACCUCAGCUUGACACGACUAUCAGUACGCAACAUCCCGCGCAGUGUUGGCUCGAAAGAACUGAAAGAGCUGGCUCGGCAGGCUGUGGUAGGCUUUGCCACCGACGUCAAGGAAGGUGUAAGACAGAAGCUGUCAUCGGAGGAGCUGGCUCGGGGUGGAGAAGAAUCGCAAGCUGCGGAGAAAGCGCGCAAGAAGUCUGGCAAGGGUCUGGUCAAGCAGGCUAAGGUCGUGUUCGAAAGCACUGGCGGGAGCAAGGUCUCUGAAGACAGUGGGGCAGGGAGAAGCCGUGGCUACGGUUUCAUCGAGUAUUACACGCAUCGAAAUGCUUUGAUGGGUCUUCGCUGGCUAAAUGGGCACGCCAUCGGGUACCAAGUCAAGGAGGGAAAAGGCAAUCUCAGUCGGGAGGACAUUCAAGAUCGCAAGAAGAGACUGAUUGUUGAGUUUGCCAUUGAAAACGCCCAAGUCGUUUUACGGCGGAAGGAGGCCGAACAGAAGGCGAGGGCAAGGAGCCAAGCAGUCCAAGAGGGCUUGGCGACGCAAGAUCGCGCUGAUGGAAAGAAAUUCUCGAAUACAAAGGGGAGAGGAGAGAAACCCGGUUCGCGGAAGCGCAAGAGAGAUUCCGAUGUGCAACGAUCCUCGAAGGCGGCGGCAGAUCGGUCAGACAAGCCCAGCCGUGAUUCAAAGAAGCCAGUCGAUGAGAAGCUCGCCCGGCGGAACCAGAUAAUAGGCAAGAAGCGCGCUAUGCGAGCUCGCAAGAAGGGUUCGAAGUAG